This is a messenger RNA of Dermatophagoides pteronyssinus (European house dust mite), 1270 nucleotides long. RefSeq lists its product as uncharacterized. The record is from RefSeq and is a predicted model, not a curated record. Lineage: Eukaryota; Metazoa; Arthropoda; Arachnida; Sarcoptiformes; Pyroglyphidae.
AAUGCUCUUUUUGCUCAUUCGUUUUUUGGCAUUCUUUUCGAAAAUUUGUUUAUCAAAUUAAAAACAAAAAAUAAUAUCGAAAUGGCUCGUACCAAACAAACAGCCCGUAAAUCAACUGGUGGUAAAGCACCACGUAAACAAUUGGCAACCAAAGCUGCCCGAAAAUCAGCACCAGCAACCGGUGGUGUAAAAAAACCACAUCGUUAUCGUCCCGGAACUGUUGCUCUUCGUGAAAUUCGUCGAUACCAAAAAUCGACUGAAUUAUUGAUCCGCAAAUUGCCAUUCCAACGAUUGGUUCGUGAAAUCGCUCAAGAUUUCAAAACCGAUCUUCGAUUCCAAUCAUCGGCUGUAAUGGCAUUGCAGGAAUCAUCCGAAGCUUAUUUGGUUGGUUUGUUCGAAGAUACUAACUUGUGUGCUAUCCAUGCUAAACGAGUUACUAUCAUGCCGAAAGAUAUUCAAUUGGCUCGUCGAAUCCGUGGUGAACUUUUCAUUUUUGCUGUCAAAAAUUUCACCAAAUUUUCCAAAACAAAAAAAAUCAUGUCUGGCCGUGGUAAAGGUGGUAAAGGUCUCGGUAAAGGUGGCGCUAAACGUCAUCGUAAAGUUCUUCGUGAUAAUAUCCAAGGUAUCACAAAACCGGCCAUUCGUCGAUUGGCUCGUCGUGGUGGUGUCAAACGUAUUUCCGGAUUGAUCUACGAAGAAACUCGAGGUGUCCUUAAAGUUUUCCUCGAAAAUGUUAUCCGUGAUGCUGUUACCUAUACCGAACAUGCUNGAAAACAAUUGGCAACCAAAGCUGCCCGAAAAUCGGCACCAGCAACCGGUGGUGUAAAAAAACCACAUCGUUAUCGUCCCGGUACGGUUGCUCUUCGUGAAAUUCGUCGUUAUCAAAAAUCAACAGAAUUGUUGAUCCGCAAGCUACCAUUUCAACGAUUGGUUCGUGAAAUUGCACAGGAUUUCAAAACUGAUCUACGAUUUCAAUCAUCAGCCGUAAUGGCAUUGCAAGAAGCAUCUGAAGCUUAUUUGGUCGGUUUAUUUGAAGAUACCAACUUGUGCGCCAUCCAUGCCAAACGUGUUACCAUUAUGCCUAAGGAUAUCCAAUUGGCUCGACGAAUUCGUGGCGAACGUGCCUAGACAUAAUUUUUACAUUUCAUUUUUUUAACCCUUCAUUUGUAUACAAAAAAACGGUCCUUUUUAGGACCACAUUUUUAUCCGAUUGAGAUUUGAGUAUUUUUUUUUUUAAUCAUUACAAUGUGAAUAAAAUAAUUUUUUUAUC